UCACCAGAGCCAAUGGGAAGGGGCUGCCCCGCGCCCGCAAAGAGUUUGUAGAGGGAGUUCGGAGGUGGUACGUUGCAUUCCGGUACCGGACGCCGAGAGCGGUUUGUCUCCGUCUCUGGAGUUGUAGGCGAGAGGUGAUCAUGUCCGGUCGCGGAAAACAGGGCGGCAAAGUACGAGCAAAGGCCAAAUCCCGCUCCUCCCGCGCGGGCCUGCAGUUCCCGGUGGGCCGAGUGCACAGACUGCUGCGCAAAGGGAACUACGCGGAGCGAGUGGGCGCCGGGGCGCCGGUGUAUCUGGCGGCGGUGCUGGAGUACCUGACGGCGGAGAUCCUGGAGCUGGCUGGCAACGCCGCGCGUGACAACAAGAAGACCAGGAUAAUUCCCCGCCACCUGCAGCUUGCCAUCCGCAACGACGAGGAGUUAAACAAGCUGCUGGGCAAAGUGACCAUCGCUCAGGGAGGCGUCCUGCCCAACAUCCAGGCCGUGCUGCUGCCCAAGAAGACGGAGAUUUGUGGGCACUCAGGACCAAGUUCUGGGAAGAGACCGUCGGAUCGAGCUGGGCUCGGGGCAGGAAGUGUCUCCGGCCAUAUUUUUCAAAAAGUGGAGUAACUUUCCGUCUUGGAAGGGUGGUUCUGACGGCACAAUAUUAAUUUAAGAGAUUCUUCUUAGCCUAGUAGCUGCUGUGCUUUCAUGCUUUGGAUAUCAGAUAUCCUUAUAUAGCACCUUAUGUUCAUAUUUUUUUAAAUGAAGGAAACGUUCAAUUUCAGUCAUGAGGUUGGAAAUUGGUUCCCCGGACAGUCAUAUUGCAUAACAUUGCAACGCCUUUAGUCGUGAGUUACAUAUGCUUGAGCUUUUAAAGUGAUGUUUUCAGGUUUCUAGCUUCAUAAUGAUCCUGUCUUCAUAUUAUAUUCUCUUUGAGACUCAGUUUGACUUUGCUUUAAAACAAAGCAAAAACCUCUUGCUUUUAGGGGUUCUUAACCCAACAAAUAACCUGUUUGAAAUCUCUUAUAUUCUCCCACUAGCCUGAAGCAAUGACCUCAUUCCAGUAAUGUCUUUGGGAGUUGCAUUGCCUAAUGGCACGAUAUUGCUUUAAUAAACAUGUGAGGAAAGAUAGGGCCAAAUACUUAAGUGCAGGGAGAAACACAUUUCAGACCAGGAAUCCAUAUUUAAGAGUUAACACUAGUAAUCAUCUGCCCUUAGUUGACACUCCCAUUUAUUUCAUCCUUCUCAGCUAAUUUCAUCCUGGCCCACA
Molecule: messenger RNA, 1251 nt
Organism: Chlorocebus sabaeus (green monkey)
Lineage: Eukaryota; Metazoa; Chordata; Mammalia; Primates; Cercopithecidae
Gene: H2AJ
Product: H2A.J histone
Cellular component (GO): nucleosome
Molecular function (GO): protein heterodimerization activity; DNA binding; structural constituent of chromatin
Source: RefSeq, a predicted model, not a curated record